AUGGUCGGAGUGAAACGUCCCGUUGACGCCGCCGACGGGCGCAACGGCAAACGAACGAAGACGAAGACGGCCGUUUCGACGAAGAAGGACAACAAGUCUGCGCCGGUGAAGAAGGCCGCCUCGAAGACCGGGUCCAAGAAGGCUGACAAGCCUGGAAAGAAGGACAAGAAGGCCCCGGCCAAGAAGAAGGUCGAGGAGUCGGAAGAGGACGAAGAUGAUGAUUUCGACUUGGACGAUGUUUCGGACUCUGAUAUCGAAGGAGAGAGUGGAUUCCAGGACGAUGAAGAUGUUGGUAUGGAGGAUGCGAAGGAUGCCGAGGAGGAUAGCGAUGAGGGUGAGGAGGAAGAGGAAAAGAAAUCUGCAGAACCUGCGAAGAAUGGCAACUCCUCUCGCGAAUCGCACAUCAAGCAAAAGGCCCUUCAGCAAGAGCGCAAGGCCGCCAGACCCAACGCCGAUAUCAUUCUCCGUUCGAAGCAGCUGUGGGAGCGUCUGCGUCGCAAGUCGCACGUUCCGCUGGAGGAGAGGAAGAAGCUUAUCGCCGAGCUUUUCGGAAUCAUUACUGGACGGGUUAAGGACUUUGUGUUCAAGCACGACUCGGUCCGAGUUAUCCAGACCGCCCUGAAAUACGCGAAUACCGAGCAGCGGAAGCAGAUCGCAAAGGAACUGAAGGGUCACUACAAUGAUUUGGCGCAGAGCCGAUAUGCCAAGUUCUUGGUCGGCAAGUUGAUUGUCCACGGCGACAACGAGACCCGCGAUAUGAUCAUCCCUGAGUUCUAUGGCAACGUGAAGCGACUCAUCCGCCACCCCGAAGGAUCUUGGAUUCUCGACGACAUCUACCGCAUGGUUGCGACGCCGGAGCAGAAGGCAGUUCUCCUUCGGGAGUGGUACGGAGCGGAGUUCGUGGUUUUCAGGGAUGAGAACAAGUCGCCCUCCGCCGAACUUUCCGAAAUCUUGAAAGAAUCCCCCGAGAAGAGAGGCCCUAUCAUGAACUAUCUCCACGAACUUAUCAACCAACUUAUCCAGAAGCAAAGUACUGGAUUUACGAUGCUCCACGAUGCUCUGCUGCAGUACUUCUUGAACACGAAACCCGGUAGCUCGGAAGCUACCGAAUUCCUCGAGCUGCUCAAGGGUGAAGAAGAAGGAGACUUGGUGAAGAACCUGGCUUUCACCAAAUCUGGUUCCCGGUUGAUGUGUCUGGCCUUGGCCUACGCUAAUGCUAAGGAUCGGAAACAACUCACCAGGUUCUACAGGGACACCAUCAAGGUCAUGGCGGGCGAUCUCCACGGACACAUGGUCCUUUUGGCUGCAUAUGAAGUGAUCGAUGACACCAAGCUUACCGCUAAGCUGAUCUUCCCCGAGCUUCUGAACCAGAACGCCGAUGCGGAAGCGCGCAUCGAGGAAUUGCUCCUCCAGGUGACCGACCUCACGGCACGUAUUCCAGUGCUGUUUCCGUUUGCAGGAGACCGGGUUAAGUGGCUUCUGCCUGAGAUCGACCAAGAGAUUCUCAAAGAGAUCCGCGAGGUGCGCAAGGAGACGUCGAAAAAGGACCCCGCAGUGCGACGCCAGGAGCUGAUCAAGGCUGCAUCUCCCAAUGUCCUCGAGCUCAUUGCUGCGCGUGCAGACACGUUGCUCGAGACCAGCUUUGGCUGCCAGUUCAUCUCGGAGGUCCUGUUCGAUGCGGACGGAGACAAGAGUGCUGCUUUGUCCGCCGUUGCCGCCGCCGCCAAGUCCAGAGCCGACACCAAGGACUUGCCGUUCGUGGGCCGGUUGCUCAAGUCUCUCGUCCAGGGUGGACGAUUUAACCCCGCUGAGAAGGCAGUGGAGAAGGUGCAGCCCGCCUUGAACUUCCACGGGCUCCUAUAUGAGCAGAUCGGAGAUGACAUCAUGGCGUGGGCCACCGGAUCCAACACCUUCGUUGUUGUGGCUCUGGCGGAGUCGGACGAGUUCGAAAAGAAGGACGAGUUGCUGAAGACUCUGAAGAAGAACAAGAAGGCUUUGCAGAAGGCCGUGGACUCCGGGAAGGAUAACAAGAAGGCGGGACCUGCUAGCAGCGGUGCGAAGCUGCUGCUCGAGAAGAUCUAG
Molecule: messenger RNA, 2082 nt
Organism: Aspergillus melleus
Lineage: Eukaryota; Fungi; Ascomycota; Eurotiomycetes; Eurotiales; Aspergillaceae
Gene: puf6
Exons: 2
Coding region: 1-2082 (693 amino acids)
Biological process (GO): regulation of translation
Cellular component (GO): nucleolus
Molecular function (GO): mRNA binding
Source: RefSeq, a predicted model, not a curated record